GUCUGCCAGAUCUGCUGCGGGGUGUCCCCCAAUGGAAGCAGUGCAAGGAGGAGAGAAUUACUUCACCUAAGUGCAGCAUGAGGAGAAAGAAAACUGGAAGAGACUUAAAGCCCCAUUUCCUUCCUCCACCCGUAGGUCCAACUUCAGUGACAGAUCUGAUGGCCUUGGAGUGGCUGAAGACCACCACCCUCCACAGGCCUGCGCCCAAGCACAGCUACCCCUCUUUAUCUUGAGUGUGCUUCCCCAGCAUUGUCAGAAACUGUAGUUGGAAAGGGAGCUGAGUGACCACUGGACUUUAUCUGAAAACACCAACUUGGGGCUGACUUUCAGGCAAGGCUGAGGGAGAUUAGGAGGCGUGUGAUUUGGUUUUGCCUUUACCUUGAACCAUGAUUGGCUCUACAACUAAAGGGAAAGAGUCCGGGGCCUCCUCGAAACCUGGAACCGAUAGCCCUGCCAAUGCUAAAGGAAAAGCCAAGAGCCAGACCAAGAAAGCAGUUAAGGCAGAACCAAAAGAAUUGGGCAAUGAGGCUGGGGCACAAACAGUGAUUUACACUGAGCCCGAGACUGUGACAUGGAAAGUGAAAAAAAAGAAAGAUAAGACUAAUACGAGAAGCAUGGCUCAGGCUAUGACAGAACUGGCAGAGCCAGGGUUCGUGCCUCACACCAAGUCAGGUGCUUUGCCUAUGUCUGUGCUCAUUACUGUAACCAAGUCUGAAGUUAAGGUUGAUGCUAGUAUUGGAGCAUCUGUCAAGUGCUCUGCCAAGACUAAUGAUCAGCACAAAUCUGAGAUAAAGAAAGAGGUCUGUGUCAGAUCCAUGGCUGGGGACAAAGCUAGUAUUGUCAUCAACACCGCUGAUGAGGAUGAAGACUAUGUGUGUUCUUGGUUUUGGACUGGAGAAGAACCUAGCGUAGGGUCCUGGUUCUGGCCUAAAGAAGAAACCCCUCUUCAAGUUUAUCAGCCCCCACCUAAGGUUGAGGAAGAGCCUGAACCCACAGACAAUUUCGACUUUACUUUAAAAAAGAAAGCAGCAGCAUGGGCAAGGGGCAGGUUUAUUGUCCUAGUCCCAGUUGAGGAAGCCGAACAGUCUUUACCUCCUGAAGGGAACUGGACUCUGGUUGCGACCUUAAUUGAAACUCCUCUGGGCAUUCGACCUUUGACCAAGAUUCCACCGUAUGGUGGACCUUACAUCCAGACUUUAGCUGAUUUAAAAAACCAAGUCCGGGAAAGAGAAAAGUACGGACCCAAUCCAAUGACCUGCCGCUGUAAAUCCCGCACCUUUAGUUUAGAGCCUUUGGAGUUUGAGAAACUUGUUGCCGUACUUAAGUUAACUAGGGAUCCUUUUAUUCAUGAGAUAGCUACGAUGAUAAUGGGCAUCAGUCCCGCUUACCCAUUUACUCAAGAUAUUGUUCAUGAUGUUGGUAUUGCUGUUAUGAUUGAACAUUUUGUCAAUAAUCCAAAUGCUAAAAGAUACCCUAAAAAUCUAAAUGUGACCAUCAGCUCUGACGCCUCUGAAGAAGUAAGAGAGAAUGAGGCACAUGUCAAUAAAGUCUGUAGGGACAUACUCUGUUGUCCCUUGAACUGCUCUGUACAAGUAGAAGAGCUGAAAUUGUUAGUGAGUCUCAGUGUGAAGUUUGAGUAUCACCACGUGAUUGUCAAUUACGUUCGCUAUUUCAUCAAAUUGCUGAACAAAGGAAGUGUCAAGAUUAAGUUUCAGGUUUUAAGAGUUAUUCUGUGUUUGUCAAAAAAUCAAGCCAAUACAAGAGAGCUGAUCAGUGCUGAAGUAUUGGCGUCACUGAUUGCCCACUUUGACAAGAAUGAAUCAAAGGCUAAUAUUCUUCAUAUUAUUGAGAUAUUCGAGAAUAUAAACUUCCAGUUCAAAAAAAGGGCAAAGCUAUUUACCAAGGAAAUGUUCACUAAAUCGGAACUUAUUUCCAUAUUCCAGGAGGCAAAAGAGUUUGACCAGAAACUACAAGACCUAGCAGAGCACAGUGACCCUGAUGUGAGAGAUAAAGUUAUUCGAUUAAUACUCAAACUCUAAAUAGCUGUAUAUUCUCACAAAGCCUUGACCCUUUUUUGUCUUUCCAAUAUAAGUCUACUGCUUAUUAUAGUUAUAAAUUUGAUACUUAUGCUCUCUGUGUUGAGGGAGGCAAUUUUAUGGAUGCAAGUCAUCUUGAGAGAUUGAACACUUGCUGGUUUUUUAUUGUGCUAUAUACAAUAUAAAGUGAAGUAUUUUUGGUAUUUCUGUAAUGUAACCUAGUGCUGAACCUAUUCAUCCAAAAUAAGAUAUAUUUCUGUGCAUUAUAUUGAUAUAUAAGUGUAUUUUCGUAUUCCGUUUACGUGUUUUUAAUAAAGUUGUGUGCUAAACCUGAUGAAAACAUUGUCCCAGUUCUUUAGUUGAAAUAUAGUCAGAGAUGAACAAUGUAAAGACAGUCAUGAUCACUGUCUGUCCAUUUACGCAGGGUGGGGAGAGGGUGGUACAAACAAACAGGUCAUAAACUGGCAGAGCUUUUAGUUUCAGCGUGCUCGGGGAAUGCAGUCAAGCAUUCUGUAACCAAGAAGACAGGGCUGUGCUUUUAACUGUAUGUAGGUUGUAGAUGGCAGGGUUUCAAGUGAGAAAUGGUGCUCUAUCCAGACAGUUCUGGAGAAGUGGGUGAUAACAGACUUCGGAGGAGGUGAAUACAGAUGCCUUGAUGUCAUUCUAAGAACUUAUACUUAGCCCUUUAGCCCUUCGCAUUGGCUAGGAUAG
Messenger RNA from Acomys russatus (golden spiny mouse), 2747 nucleotides. It is a transcript of the gene Armcx5, whose product is annotated as armadillo repeat containing X-linked 5. Bases 387 to 2039 code for a protein of 550 amino acids. The transcript has 2 exons. The record is from RefSeq and is a predicted model, not a curated record. Lineage: Eukaryota; Metazoa; Chordata; Mammalia; Rodentia; Muridae.